Molecule: messenger RNA, 1510 nt
Organism: Myotis brandtii (Brandt's bat)
Lineage: Eukaryota; Metazoa; Chordata; Mammalia; Chiroptera; Vespertilionidae
Gene: GPR135
Product: G protein-coupled receptor 135
Exons: 1
Biological process (GO): G protein-coupled receptor signaling pathway
Cellular component (GO): membrane
Molecular function (GO): G protein-coupled receptor activity
Source: RefSeq, a predicted model, not a curated record
CACGGCUGCCUCUACCGCACGUCCCCGGACCCCGCGCAGCUGGGCGCGGCCUACAGCGUGGGGCUCGUGGUCGCCUGCUACCUGCUGCCUUUCCUGCUCAUGUGCUUCUGCCACUAUCACAUCUGCAAGGCCGUGCGCCUGUCGGGUGUGCGCGUGCGGCCUGUGACCACCUACGCGCGGGUGCUGCGCUUCUUCAGCGAGGUGCGCACCGCCACCACCGUUCUAGUCAUGAUCGUCUUCGUCAUCUGCUGCUGGGGACCCUACUGCUUCCUGGUGCUGCUGGCUGCUGCCCGUCAGGCCCAGGCCACGCAGGUCCCCUCGCUCUUCAACGUGGUGGCUGUCUGGCUGACUUGGGCCAAUGGGGCCAUCAACCCUGUCAUCUACGCCAUUCGCAACCCCAACAUAUCCAUGCUGCUAGGGCGCAGUCGGGAAGAGGGUUACCGGACUAGGAAUGUGGACGCUUCCCUGCCCGACCAGGGCCCGGGCCCGCGGGCCAGAAACCAGUCUGCCAACCGGCUGGGGGCCUGCAACAGGAUGAACUCUUCCAAUCCGACCAGCGGGGUAGCUGGGGACAUGGCCUUGUGGGCUCGUAAAACUCCAGUUGUACUUUUCUGCCGGGAAGGGCCACCGGAACCUGUGACAGCAUUGGCCAAACAGCCUCCAUCUGGAGCCAGGGAUACCAGCCUCUAAGCAGAGUUGGGGUGCACAGCUUGUGAAGGUAGCUUUUUACCUGCUUCGUUUAAUGCAGGAUUCUGGGGAGAAGUGUGUUUUUCAUAAAGCUAAACAUUUAAAAAAGAUACAGAUUGGGAGGCCUACCAUUCCCCAAACAACAUACAAGACAAUGUCACCUUCAUAUGUGCCAAAAGGAAUGUAAAGUGCAAAAAUUAAAAAAAUCUGAAACCACACAACCAAGCAUUGUGAACUGUAAGUGCCAAAAAUGACUAAAUAAAAUUCACAAUUACUGAAAAGCUCUUAUUACAGGAAUCACACUGUGAAACAAAAUCAUUGAAUGCAAUCAGUAUUUGUUCAAACACAUAGUUUCAAGAAAGAACAGAGACCCUCAGAAUUGCUUACCGAACCCUCUAAAUCACCAGCAUUCAAUUCAGAUUUCUAGAACUUGCUACUCUGACACAUGCUUUGGGUACUUAGGUUGGGAGCAGAAAAUUCUUAUCCUUACACUCUUCGGUCUACUUCAUACCCCAUCCCUCUAAAAUCUUUGUGGGAAAUUUUAAAUUCAUAUCCCAUGUAAAACUGUAGGAUUUUGAAAAGGUGGUUUAUUACCAUAAAAUUCAGCCACCUGAAGUAUGAAAAUAAAGAAAUGUGGCUGUUUUAAAAAGUAUUCUAAAAUUAUAAUUAGAAAGUUAUGUUUCUCAUCCUACCCCCAAAAUUAUCUGCCCUGACUAGGGCUGAGGCUUUAUUUACCCUUCCUCUAACCUGCUGCUUUUGUUUCUAAUACAUUGGGUGAUGCUGCUCUCAGGAUGCUUUCACACUUUUAAAAAAUAACGUUUGU